This is a messenger RNA of Camelina sativa (false flax), 1458 nucleotides long. Lineage: Eukaryota; Viridiplantae; Streptophyta; Magnoliopsida; Brassicales; Brassicaceae. The record is from RefSeq and is a predicted model, not a curated record.
UUUCUCUUAUCUUAGCUGAUCGCUCCAGAAGAAUUCCUGAAGGUGUUUUAGACGAUAUUCCACUUAAGGUUGGAAACAUCAUGAUUCCCACUGACUUUGUGGUGCUGAAGUAUAAUAAAGAGCCUAGUGAUCCACUGACUUUGUGGUGCUGAAUUCCACAGUAACACUCUUGCCAAAUAAGUUGCAUUGCUGAGAACCUCAAGUGUUUUCGUCUGCCAGAUCCAUCUCUUUUGAUUUAGGAAUCUCGAUGUCUCUGUUUGAUUUAGGUUCUGCUAGAACUUGCUGCAAGAGGAGAAAGGGAGAUGAGGCUAUUAUCGCUAUUUAAGAUAUAUACAUAUGACAGUCGUUUCUAAUUUGGGUCUUAAAUGGGCCUAUGCACGAGUUAACAAAAAAGACUAAAUUACCCCCAUUUCAGCUGCUCGGAUCCGCUAAACGCAAAAAAUAGCGUUUGCAUAUAUUCCAGUUUUACCCUCAACGUUAAGUCAGAUUUACGAACCAGAACCAUAAAUAGCAGAUCUAAGAGUGAGAGAGUUUUUAGUCGCCGAUUUCAUCAACCUCCGUCGCAGUUGUUUCUACCAUUGCCGCUCCACCAAAUCUGCUUCGCGAUAGGGAAAACAUGGCUGGAGAAGGUGAAGAGGAUGUACCUAGAGAUGCUAAGAUUGUGAAAUCUCUGCUUAAGUCGAUGGGUGUGGAGGACUACGAGCCUCAUGUGAUACACCAGUUUCUGGAGCUAUGGUGUCGGUAUGUGGUGGAAGUGUUGACAGAUGCUCAGGUUUACUCAGAGCAUGCUAGCAAAUCCAACAUUGACUGUGAUGAUGUGAAGCUCGCUAUUCAGUCCAAAGUUAAUUUCAGUUUCUCACAGCCACCUCCAAGAGAGGUUCUGCUAGAACUUGCUGCAAGAGGAGAGAGGGAGAUGAGGCUAUUAUCGGUAUUUAAGAUAUAUACAUAUGACGGUCGUUUCUAAUUUGGGUCUUAAAUGGGCCUAUGCACGAGUUAACAACAAAAGACUAAAUUACCCCCAUUUCAGCUGCUCGGAUCCGCUAAACGCAAAUAAUAAAUAGCGUUUACCUUUAUUCCAGUUUUAUCCUCAACGUUAUGUCAGAUUUACAAACCAGAACCAUAAGUAGAGCAGAUCUAAGAAGAGUGAGAGAGAUUAGUCGCCGAUUUCAUCAACCUCCCUCCGUCGUGUUUCUGCCAUCGCCGCUCCACCAAAUCUGUUUCAUUAGGUAUUUAUCGCCUCUUUAUGGUAUAGAAAACUCGUGUUUGGAUACUUAUUGAUGAAGCUAGGUUUGAAUCUCCUCUUGUGUCUUUCAUAUCUCCAUCUUCGUUUUUUCUGAUUCGUGAAGCUCUAAUAAAUGCAGCCUUCCACAAAUCUUCCUGCAACACACAUAUAACAAGUCCACAUUUGUGAAUUUUGUCACUCGCUCAUACGGCAGCAAUAAGAAAUUAUGUUAUAUA